AUGAAUGGACCAUUAGUUGACUAUUCUUCAGCUGAAGAAUCGGGAGAUUCAAAAGAGGAAAAUGAAGUCGGAAAAUUUAGCAGUGGAAAGCUUUGUAGAAGUCAAGAAGAGGAAGAAGAGAACAAAGAAUCAAGAAAAAAGAAACAAGUGGACCUUCCGCCAUUACCAAAUGAAUUCUUGGAGUUAUUUACAGGUCAAAAACGACAUACGGUAAACAAAAAAGAAAUCGAUACGACUAAAAAGCACGAGGAUCGAAUAAGAACUGUUUCGCAUGUCGAAGGAAAUUGGGCGACGCAUGUUUUCGUUGACGUGAAAAUCGAUAGAGAUUUUGAAAAUAUAAUACAAAAAAUUAAGAAUAAGGUACAGAAAAUUAUCGCUCAAGAAGGUCAUGAUUUUAAAAUUUAUUCUUGUUUUGAAAGAAAUGAGGAUAAAGGAAACAUCGAGGAGGAAACUCUUGAGUCAAAGUUACCGGAAGAAAAUGAAGUGGAUGCACUUGUUUCUUCUUCGAGCUAUCCUUCAUAUACUCUUCACGAAGCAAUAACUGAUGAUGAUGACACAAAAUUGCUACACAUAAGUCUAUCACGACCGAUUUUCUUAAAGUACCAUCAGAUCAAUAGCUUCUGGGGAAAAAUACGAAGCGCAGUUCAAGAUAGUAAAAGGUUUUCAUUGUCAUUCGCGAAAAUCGAGUACUUUGUCAACGAUGAAAAAACACGUUCGUUUUUGGCAUUGGAAGUCGGUAAAGGAUAUAAUGAGAUUCCACGUUUCCAUGCUAGCAUUCUCUGGUGGUCCCCAAGAAACACAACAGCAGCACUCUGCGAUUCAAUCGUUGCUGCUGCUGCGGCAAAUGAAGAUGAAAUACGCGAAGAAAUAUUUAUAAUAGAUGGGAUAAAUUGUAAAAUUGGAAAUAAAGAAUUCACACAAAUUUUAGUAUAA
This is a messenger RNA of Ambispora leptoticha, 933 nucleotides long. The record is from the annotation of a GenBank genome assembly. NCBI's taxonomy places the organism in Eukaryota, Fungi, Glomeromycota, Glomeromycetes, Archaeosporales, Ambisporaceae.